This is a messenger RNA of Acanthopagrus latus (yellowfin seabream), 1962 nucleotides long. RefSeq names its product GINS complex subunit 3 (gene gins3). Gene Ontology annotation, biological process: mitotic DNA replication initiation. Gene Ontology annotation, cellular component: GINS complex. The record is from RefSeq and is a predicted model, not a curated record. Bases 123 to 758 code for a protein of 211 amino acids. NCBI's taxonomy places the organism in Eukaryota, Metazoa, Chordata, Actinopteri, Spariformes, Sparidae. The transcript has 3 exons.
AACAGGUCCUGGCGCCAAACACCAAGGAGGAAGAGUUGUAAAUAUUGGCGUUACGGGAGCGAAGAUCUAUUUCACUGCAUAGACGUGGCAUAGAUCUACAUUUUGCCUCACUCAAGCGCAAAAUGAAUACACAGUCAUAUAUGCCCGUCGAACCUGGGGUUGGAAUGGAGGAGAAUUUCCUUUCUCUGGACGAUAUUUUGCUCUCUCAUGAGAGACUCCCCAUCCGGAUCGAGUGCGCUUUCCCCCGGCUGGGAUUCCUGGAUAAGUCGAGUGACACGCAGGACAUACCGGAGGGCACAAAGAUGGAGCUUCCUCUUUGGCUGUCCAAAGGACUGUACGAGAGGAAGAGGAGGGUGUUGUCAGUCGAGCUCCCAAAGGUAUACAGAGAGGGCUGGAGGACUGUGUUCAACGCUGACCCCAAUGUAGUAGACCUGCAUAAGAUGGGGCCCUACUACUACGGCCUGGGAUCCCAAAUGCUGCACUUUGACAGCCCAGAGAACCUAGAGAUCGCACAGACACUGCUGCAGACGUUCAUCGGGCGGUUCAGACGGACCAUGGACUCCUCUCAGAACGCCUACAACGAGGACACGUCUGCGCUGGUGGAGCGUCUGGACUGUCUGGAGAAAGCUCUGUUCAGGUCAGGGCAGAGCGGCCUCAACGGCUUCCAGGGCUGGGAGAAGGGCCAGGCCUCCCAACUCACUGCCUCCAGUCUGGUCCUCAACUAUCGCAAGAGGAAGAUGACCGAUGUGCAGCACUGACCUCAGCCUGCAGUUCAAAGAUACAGACUCUAGUCAGGACGUAGUCAAAACCUAAGAGCAGCAACAGACUCGGUCUGUCGUUUCUUAUUUUAACAGACACAUCCAGCCUCUACAUCAGAGCCAUGCUCUCUGUGCUGGGACCAACCAGUUUGGACUUUAAAUGUCUUUCCUAUUUAUUUUGUCAGGUUGUUGCCACUGAUGGUGCAGAAUCGGUAUUGGUUAAUUUGAUGGACCUUCAGUGGAUAUGCAGAUCUUGUAAAUUUGAAUUUUGAUUAAUGGUUUUUGUCAUUAUCAAGGAAAGAUUCCCCAAAUUUGUAACUUUACAGACAUAGGCAGUUGCUUGUUUUACAUUGUUACAGAUUGUUUACCUUGAAAAUGGUCAAAGAAUCAGUUUCAUAAUGAUGAAUAGAAACCAUCAACUUGUUGUUGGUUUUGAAGACUACAAGUGCAGCCCCAGUAUGUGGAUUGAGGUCACCUCUAAAUGUUGAUGGGUCUGCACAGAGAGAAGAAUCUGAGAUUACAACCUGCCAAGCACCGAUUGCUAGUAAAAUGUUUUUCACACUCACUGAGUUAUUGAGCUGACAACAUUUUGAGGGCAUUUUUUUUUUAACAGCCUCUCUGCUGGAGGCCACACUCCUUGAUGUCGUGGGUUGACUGUAGCUGACCAAGCAAAACAACUUGGCACAGGCUGUUGAUUAGCUGUAAAAAAAAAAAAGUGACAGAAUCCAGACUGCAAACUCCUCCUCUCCUUUCUUUCCUGCCUCAAGUGUGAAGUAAAAUGACAUAAGAUGGAUAGUCAAAUGUGAUAUGAGGCUGUGGUUGGGGGUUCAGUUGCAGACUUGGUCUCCAUCCUGCAGACACUUACUGACACCUGCUGGUGGGACAAAUCACUUGACCUGGCUCUAUGUGAUUCCAUGUAAAUAUUGUUUACCGUUCUGAUUGUAUAUCCAGCCUGUUGUGCCACCCUUCAAAAUGUUCAGGCCAAUAAGUACCUAUUUUAUUUGAUGUAGGCAGUAGGCCUUUUUCCCCAGAAUGUGGAUUGGAGUCAUUAUGACUUGGAUGAGAGGCGACUGGAAUCACAAUUUUGAUGACUUGCAAAUUAAUGACUUAAAACUUGAGACAUGAUAACUCAAAGUGGAUGAACAAGCAGAAUGUAACAGAGUUUAAUGUCAGUAUAAAAAUAAAGAAAGUUUUUGUUUUAUUA